Molecule: messenger RNA, 4266 nt
Organism: Pygocentrus nattereri (red-bellied piranha)
Lineage: Eukaryota; Metazoa; Chordata; Actinopteri; Characiformes; Serrasalmidae
Gene: ptar1
Product: protein prenyltransferase alpha subunit repeat containing 1
Exons: 7
Coding region: 14-1360 (448 amino acids)
Biological process (GO): protein prenylation
Cellular component (GO): cytoplasm
Molecular function (GO): protein prenyltransferase activity
Source: RefSeq, a predicted model, not a curated record
CCGCGCUCUGAAAAUGGCCGAGUCGGAAGAGGAGGUGGAUGUCUUGGUCCAGAGAGUUGUCAAAGAUAUCACUAACGCUUUCAAGAGAAACCCGAACAUAGAUGAGAUUGGUCUCAUACCGUGCCCAGAGGCUCGCUACAACAGAAGCCCCAUCGUCUUGGUGGAGAAUAAGCUGGGAGUAGAAAGUUGGUGCGUAAAGUUCCUCUUGCCCUAUGUGCACAACAAGCUGCUGCUCUACCGACAACGCAAGCAGUGGCUGGACCGGGAGGUGCUGGUGGACAUCACUUGCACACUACUGCUGCUAAACCCAGACUUUACCACAGCUUGGAAUGUCAGGAAGGAGCUGCUUCAGUGUGGUGUGCUGAAUCCAGAGAAAGACCUCUACUUGGGUAAAUUAGCACUGACCAAGUAUCCUAAAAGCCCAGAGACAUGGAUACACAGGCGGUGGGUGCUGCAGAUGCUGCAGAAAGAGUGUUCUCCUGCUGGCUCAGGGCAGAAGGAGCAGCAGGGUCAGGUCGAGCCGCAGGGGGAGGCUGAGAGGAGCUGGCACACCGAGCGGCUGCAGAGAGUACUACAGGAGGAAAUGAGGGUGUGUGCGGAUGCUGCCGGCCGUUACCCCAGCAACUACAAUGCCUGGUCCCACCGUAUCUGGGUCCUGCAGCACAUGGCCAAAGGCAAUCUAAAGAUUCUUCAUGAUGAGUUGUCCUCCACAAGGCUCUGGGUGUCCAUGCAUGUGUCCGACCACAGCGGCUUCCACUACCGACAGUUCCUGCUCAAGUCUUUGCUGGGUGAGCUGGGUCAGUCGUGGGAGAGGUUGCAAUCAGGGGCUCUAAACUUAUCCCCCCUUCCCCUGGCUGAUGCCCUUCAGGUCCAUCGGUCUAAUGGAGAUGGCACGGCAGGGGCAGCUGACGACCAUGCUAGUGCUGUCCCUCAGCUCUUCCACGAGGAGAUGGAGCUGUGCACUGACCUGAUUGAGUCAUACCCCGGUCACGAAACACUGUGGUGCCACAGACGACAUGUGUUCUACCUGUGGCACCACUGGCGGAAGAACAGUCAGGGUACAGGACCUCAGUCUCCAGUGCUCACCCACACUGCCGCUCUGCUCAGUGAAGCUUCAGACCCGCACAACGAAGGCAGGAGCUCACAGGCCAUGGACGUGGACUGUGUGCCAGACAGCAGCAAGCAUGGAGGCUACACACAGAACACCAAGCGGCUGAAGAGAGGGCCUGUGCCUCCCUGCCCUGGCCUCCCCUCUGAACAUUUGUUUGUUUCAAGAAUCCUCAGUAGUUGCCGAAGCCCAGAGCAAGGCCGUUUUGCCAACGCUUACAGGAAGUGGCUGGACUCUGUCAUAGGUCAGUAGCCUGAGAAACCCUUCUCCCACAGGGAAGUGGGAGCCCUGAUAGGUCAACUUAGUUUUUGGCACCAACCACCUACACCCUGCCCUCUGAAAGCUGCUGGCCUCCAGUUUGUCAGUCAGCAAAUUCCCCUUCGUGAUGAAAACCAAUGAUGAGCCUCGGCAGAGUGACACUCGUCUGAUUUGGCUGGUCUGCAGUGUCCGCUUUAGUUCAGGUACUUGAUAUCUUGAUAUCUCAGGUCUGUUUCGAUAUUUUGCCAGUUCUGUGCAACUUUUUAAAUAUAAUUUUCUUUCUCAAGUUUUGCUUUUUUUGUUUCGUUUUAUUUUUGUUUUUCGUCUUCCACAACUUACGACUGCAGGAUGUUCUCAUGAUGCUGCCUUCAGUUGUAGAGUUCCUGUCGAGAGGCUUCAGUGCACACUUUAGAGAAGUCUUGAAGCCUGAAGUUAUCCUGACCCACUUUUUUUUGUUUAAUCAAGAGCAUACAGGGCCUGGAUGCCUGUCUCUGUCUACUCUUUGAGCUUUUGUACUGGCGCAUACAAAUUUCACAGCAUUUUGCUAGAAUCCGACUCAGCAACGUGAGCACAAUCAAGGAUUUUUACAGCUUCUCAAAAUCAUGUACAACAACAUAGUAGGUCAAGCCUUUUGUGAUCAAUAUUUAUUAAUACUUUUGUACGCAGCUGAUGAAUAUAUGGUGGAAAUGGGUGGCGUCCUUGGAAAUUAAGAUUUUACUUAGGUUUUAUCUGUUGCUGUAUUAGUGGCUCAGGCCUCAUUCAACUCUAGACUCUCAUAGAAGCACAUUAACUUCACUCUAGAACAGUGAAGAUCAUCUGGCCAUGAACAUCAGAUGAAUCUCUGCAUUUAAGCACAAACUGUGUUUUUUAAUCCAUUUUACGUAGUGUAGUAUCACAUGAUUGUGGGUUUUCCUUAUGAAGGGGAAUUUCAGCAUUUGCAAUAGAGCCCAAGUAUAUUCCUCCACUCAUCUGUAUGUGUGGAUGGCAUUACCUUAUUAGAAUCAGUACAAGCUACCAAGUUGAAGUCUAACACUUGUCGAAUGGUGCUUAUUUUCUGCACCCACACAACAAGGCUUUAACAAGCCUGGGUUGACAGAUGCUGCUUAUCUUUUAACACUACAUUGACUUAUAUUUAUGCAAAAACAAAUCUGAUGUAAAAUUUCAUGGUAGCUCCACUGCUUCACUCAUUUCAUGAUUUAUUACAGUUAAUGAACUCUUAGGUUGACCUAGCCGAGCUGUAGUAAUUACAAACCUCUUGUAAUAACUCUAGAAAUUGCGCCGUCUUGUAACAGUAGCGGAAGUGAUUUAUGGCAGACGUUUAGAGGUCUGGAUGUUCGAAAUGACCUUGUCAAUCUUAUGAGUUAUGUCACUUUCAGACUGGCUCUAUUAUCACCUUACUGCAUAUGCAAAGUUAUUUGCUGGCAAACUGAAUCCAUUUUUGCUUUGUAUUAUUCUGACACUAAAAUAUUUAGAAACAGUCUGACAUGUUUUAGCAUAUCUACAACUCAAACAUUUUGAGAUCAGUUCCUCAGAUACGGAUUGAGUCAUUUAGUAGACUAAACACGAUAAUACUGACAUUAUAAUUUAGUGCAGGACUAGGCUUAAGCUGUGUGAAAAACUGGACCUUAGAGUUAACGAGUUGAAGCUUAGUUUUAUAUCAUUCAUCUUAGGAAAUAUUUGCGUAAUUGCACAGUGACUAUACAUUGAAGUGUUUCACCUCCAUCCUUCUGUAGUGACUUUAUCUAGGGCUAUUUCAGUUUGGCUUUUGAUAUCUGGCCUUUCUGGAGUGUCUCUCUCACACCGUGUUCGCUCUGAGGUGCCGUAGCAGUCUGGAGUGGUAGGUUUCUGGUUUUUUGCUUGGCAAUAAAGUCCAUUCUUCCUUCACGCCACUUUCCCUCUGUUGUGUUGAAAACUAUGCUGCCUUCUAUCCAUUAUCUCUUCGCAAAAGGAAACUUGUUUUUGUUCAGAAGUGUCAUCAGGUGCUCAUGUUUCAUUAUAUCAAAGUUUAUCGUAGAAUUUUUGGUUCUGUUCUCAGCACGAACAGAUUAUAUAGAUCAGAACCGUUAUGAAGGAUCGCUUCAAACAGUGAUGAUUCUUUGUUACACUAAGCACCACAUGCUUAUGGUUGUGACUUCUAUUCAGUCCCUUUACACCAAAUUGAGACUUGCCAUUUUCACCUGAGAAGUCUUCUUGUUACAUGUCUUACUUGAAGAAGUUGUCAUGUUUCUGGUAAAGUGAAAUUUACUGGACUUUUUUUUUUUUUCUGCUUCCAUGGUCCAAGCUGGCACAAAAAGGAGAAAAAUACAGCUCCUGCUCUUCCUUUCCAUGAACUGUCUUGCUUUUUUGUGCUACUACUAUACAAGUUCUGCCACUGUACCGACUAUCCUCAGUCUUGUCUAGACAAAAGUCUUAUCUUUUUCAGGGCUUCCACCUUAACUCUAAUCUGUUAUCUUGCUCAAUUUUGAAAGCUCUAACUUCUAACAGCUCGCAGUAUGAUAAUUUGUGGUCUUAAAGAAGCUGAAAACGUUUGCAUUUGUGUUACAUGUUAAUUUGUUUUUUCUUUAUGCAUCACGUCUGUGGAUCAAAUGGCAUAACGCAACAUGAAGAACUGAGCUGAAACGCACUGGUGCAUCUAUGCAGAUACAUUCUCAUAAAUUUCAUCAAAUGUUGGGAAGAAGAAAUGUAGUUUUGUUUUUUGGAAUUUUCCUUCUCGUUUUAGGUAAGUUUACAUAAGGUACUGUAGUUUUUUUUUGUUUUGUUUUUUUUUUUUUAAACCACAAUAACUAACAAAUCUAGCAUCUCAUCAAUGUGUCCUAUAUUUAUUUGUAGAUUUAAAAAGAUGUAUAUCCACAGUAAAUGUUUUGUCAGUUGCCGACCACAAAUAAAACUGGAGAAUCUUA